CUUUUGUAUAUCCGGUGGCGUUUUGGUCUCGGCAUUCUCGCCAUUUUGGGUCACUCUUGUAAAUCAAAUUAUCUUGCGUAAGUUUUGGAAUUUAUUCAAAGAUGAGCUGAGAUUUGGCAGCGUCAAAAAUGGUAGACGCAGAGACACAGACAUAUACCUCUCUGUCAGAGGAUGCCCAUUAUAUGGUGCAGAAGGCCGUAGAAAAGGGAAAUGACAUCUUUUAUGUCAGUAAUAACCUGAAUACAAAAGAGACGACAUACUUUGGGACAGAUCUAGGCAAGAAAUUCCUGGAUAGUAAACGGGAGCUGCUGUUGGAGUUCUAUAAAUUCUGUGUUGAGACCUAUUCAUCAGAAACUGGUGUAGUUGCAGUAAUAACUACAGAGGGCUCAGAAGAGCCAACAACAUCCAAAAUACAAGAUGAAUCACAGGAAGAAGAGAUAUUUGAUGAUGAUCAAGAUGAAGAUUGGAAGGCUGAGAAGAAAACCUCUGGAACUCCGAGUAGAAUAAAACACAUACACAGGCGCACCCCAAAGGUAGAACAGGAAGAAAAGACUGGUGUCAAGUGUGAGAAAUGUUUCCAAAUCUUUAAGACGGAUGAGUAUCUAAAGCAGCACAUGCAAAUUCAUCAGCGAAUCAACUACCAUUGUCCAGAUUGUGACAGGCCCUUCAGCGUGAAGCGAUACAUUUACAACCAUAUGAAAACCAUGCACGGGAAGGAUUACAAUGCUUCUAUACAAAUCAAGAUGACUCCCUAUGAACCAUCAGACUGUCCAGAAUGUAAGGAGACAUUUCCUUCUACAGAGAUGUUGGAGAUACAUAUGGAUAGAGAACAUCACUCUGAUAAGCAGACAAAGUCUAAAACACCUAAAAUUGUCCCAUCUAGAACAUCCAAGAGGAUAAGAAAAGUAACUGAGAAGAUGAGGAACAGUCAAGAAACUUUAGAAAGGAAAGAAGAGAUUGAGAAGGAUGAGGAGGAAAAUGCACCAGGUGAGGUCAAUGAUACAGAUUCUCAGGAGUAUGCCUUUGUCUGUCGAGUCUGUCAGAAGGGAUUCAACCUUAGGCGAUCUAUAGGAGUUCACAUGAGAAAAUCACAUAAUAUGGCUUACCAUGAGGAGGACAAUGAGACAGAAAAAGAGGAAACUAAAGAGGAAACUGAACCAGUUCUCUCUACACCUGCCAGAGCCAAAAAUUUGCCAGAUGAUGCAGAAGAAGAUGUGAUUACCACAAGAUCAGGAAGAAAGUCUAAGAAAAGUAGCAAACUUCUGGAAAGUGAAAGUCCAAGCAAAGGGUCAGAAAGUCCCAGAAAAUCUAUUUCUGAAAAGUCUUCACUGAAAGGUACUCCAAAAGCAAUAACAAAAGAUACCAAAACAGCAUCAGAGCAGGAUGAUGGCAAGGAAAACCAAUCAGAUCAAAUGGAUGAUGGCGAAAAAGGGAUUGAAGAAGAUGCAGCUGAUAAAGAGAAUAUUGGAGAAGAAGAGAUGGAAGAAGAUGCUAUUGAAAAAAUGAAGGAAGAAGAGGAAGAAAUUCAUGAUUCUGAUGAGGAAUACAACCCCACAAUGGAGGAUGAAGAAGAAUUCAAGCCAAAACCUACCAGAAGCUCCACAAGAGGAAUGAGAAGUACUAGAGGCCUUAAGAGGAAGCCUGUCUUUGAUGAAGGUGUUGAGGUUAAUGGAGUCAUAUUGACCACUCCUGGCAGGAAAAAGAGAAAGGAUAGCAAUAUCAACAUUCCACAACAGAGAAUUACAAAUCAGAAUUUGCUAGAGGGUCGUUGUGAAGAGACAAUUGUUGACAAUAAGGUUUGGUACAAAUGCCUUCUAUGUAGCAAGACUAUGAGAAUGCGUACUGCAAUUAUCAAGCACUUGAAAACUCAUGAUGAAAUGCUUGAGGGUGCAUAUCAAUGCUACAUCUGCGAUGUUCGCUUCUCUACCAACUUCAAGCUUGGAAAUCACUUGAGAGACAUUCACAAAAAGUUGAAUGCCUUUGAAUGUGAGAAGUGUAAACUUAAGUUCAGUGGUCGCAAGGCAUUUAUAGAGCAUGAAGCAAUUUGUAAUGUUGAUCCAGAAAGUGUUGCCCCACAGCCACCAAGUGAAGAGGAAAUGAAAAUUCAGACAACAUGCAUAUUUUGCAAGGAACAAUUUCAGUCGAGGGAAGAGUUGCAAGAUCAUGAAAACUCUCAUGUGUCUGAGAAUGGAGCUUUUCUUUGUCCACACUGUGACUAUUCAUUUUUGGAAAAAAGCUUUUGUAAGCUCCACAUUUUAACCAUUCAUAGCCCAGAGGAGAACUUGGUCGAAGAGAAGGAUGUAAAUCCACUCCAAUGUCGUUUGUGUUUGAAAAUCCUAAACACCCAAGAGACAUAUGAUGCACACAUGAAGAUCCAUGAUGACGAAUCCUUGGUCUGCAAAAUUUGCAACAAACGCUUCAAUUACCCAUAUACGUUGAGGAAUCACCACAUGCUUCACCACUCAGAGGAGUAUGCUUUCAAGUGUCCUCACUGUCCACAGCAGUUCAAGUUGAAGCGGUACAUGACCAAGCACAUUAACGACAAACACGAAGAGGCAUCCAAGCCAAAGGAGAAAUCAGACAUGGAAACCUGUAAAAUUUGCGACACACCAUACGUCUCUAAAGUUGAACUCUUGGAGCACAUGAAGGAAAGUCAUGAGCAUAUCAUCAACACUCACCGUAAAGCUACAGAUGACCCAGAAAAGUUUGGCUGUGCCCGAUGCCACAAGGUGUACAACACUGUUGAUGAUUUCAUCAUCCAUGUGUCCAACCACAGACCCAAGAAGAAGCUGGUGUGUGAUUUUUGUGGAAACACCUUCAACACCAAGUCAAACCUCAACACCCAUGUGAGAUUGAAGCACAGCACAGUGCGUCCAUUUGAAUGCAACAUCUGUAAUAAAAAGUAUGCUUUGCGCACCCUUCUAAACCAGCAUGUCCGCUUCCAACACUGCAAUGAGAGACCUGUUUCCUGCAACAUCUGUGGGAAGGGAUUCCGAACCAAGAGUCAGCUCCAGAAACACAGCUACUCCCACCGGGAGAACACCAUUGAUUGUGAGGCAUGCGAACACAAGAGCUGGACAAUGGAGGGUUACAAGAUCCAUUUGGUGGCUACUCAUCCAGAGCUAGCAAUGGAGAAAAAGAUUCAUCACUAUACUUGUCAAUACUGUAAUCGUAAAUUUGCUGUGCUUCACCAGUACAAACGUCACUUGGCUAUCCACACAGGCCAAAAGCCUCACAAAUGUAAUCAUUGUGACUAUGCUUGUUCAAGUCUGGGAACAUUGAAUAGUCACAUCAAGAGAGUCCAUAACCCUUCCAGUCGAAUCUUCCAGUGCAACUUUUGCUUUAUGACCUUUGCUGAGGCUGGAAAAAUGUACCGGCACAUGGACACCACAAAGCACAUUGAGAACUGCCGUCGCAAUGGUGUGGACCCGCACACCAUUAGAGAGGAUGUUUCCUACCUCAUAAAGAGCAAAGAAAACACCACUUCUAGGCGGGGUUACAACAUGGGACAGUCCAUGAAGAAGAUGAGACCAACAGAGAUCAUUAUAGAAAAUGUUGAUCCGAUGGAACCUGAGGUUCAGGUAGAGGCAGUUGUGGAAGACCCAGGGGAGUAUUCUCAGGAAGAGCUGAAGAUUGAGGUACCCAUGGCAACCUCAGAGGAAGAGGUGACAGAAGUCAUUCAAGAGGUUCAGGAGGUGCAGGAAGAGGAGGUCCAGGAGGGAGAACAACAGAUUGAGAUCAACAGUGAGGUCCUGCAGCAGAUUUUGGAGGGAGCAGCACUUGGUGCAGGCCAGGACCAACUGCCACAAAACAUUGAGAUCAAAACACAGCUAGAUGAAGAUGGUAUGCAGUGCUUUGUGAUUCAGCUGCCUGAGAACUCUGAGUUUACUGUUGUGUAAUUAUAGACUUAAUAAUUUAUUCAUGGCAAACGAGUCUUUGAUAGUUGAUAUUUUUGUCAUUUGUUAAAGUUGAUGUGAAAACUUGUUAGCAGUGAUUUAUGCUACUUCUUUUCCUUUUGGCCUUUUUCUUUUAAAUUCAACAAGUACUUAGUAUGGUGAAUCAUAUAUAUUCAAAAGAACACACUUUUUUAUGUUUUAAU
Saccostrea echinata is the source of this 4099-nucleotide messenger RNA. RefSeq names its product zinc finger protein 845-like. NCBI's taxonomy places the organism in Eukaryota, Metazoa, Mollusca, Bivalvia, Ostreida, Ostreidae. The record is from RefSeq and is a predicted model, not a curated record. The coding region runs from base 129 to 3899 and encodes 1256 amino acids. The transcript has 6 exons.